UAAGAUAUGUCGAAUUGGACUCGGAACCCGCUUGAUGGAGGAGAAAGAGGUCCAAAGUAGGUUUGUCUUCUGCCGAUUUCUGAGCACAACGAACUUGUCCCAUGCAGCCUUACAUACAGGGCGAGCACCAGCGCGUCAAUAAUCGACUCCUGCCCACAUCAUUUUCCGCACACGAGACCCCCCUUCCACAAAUAUAAAUACAGGAGCCGUGGAAAAAGACAGGCACGGAGAGUGGGAGACCACCCAACUUUUUUUCUUUGGUGUCCAAAUGGAUACCACUGCUUCGGAGAUUACGGUGUCCCUUGAAAUGGGGUCCGCUGACAGGCUCCCCAAGCAUUCGUCGCAUUCUCCAUUCUCAUCGAACCUUGACUCGAUGACAUUUAUUCGGCAUCGACGUCGUUGGAUCCCGUCGAGACAGUGUAUGCUACGGAACAGUUUACUUGCUGGCGUCGGGUACCUGGAGCUCGCCAAUGCGGGAGACUUUGCGGCCAAUGUGUGGAACGAGACUCCGGUUCCGGUAUACGCGACAGUCCUGAUGGCAAUAGGGGGCACUGCUGCUCUGGCGAUGUCGGUCGUCACCGUUAAGGAUGCGCACCUGAGUUGGGAGAAUAUUCGCCUGCUCCGGGAAGAGCGACACUUUCUGCGCUCCCACCGCGUCACGGAGUCGGAAAAAGACGACGCAGUCGAUGUUGACAUCGACAGCCACCUGGACGUCAAUUCCCGGGAAUUGGGCACGGAACUCGUCGAUCGGAUUGUCAUGGACGUUUUCCUGGGGAUCGGAGCCGUCCUCGUGGGCAUCGGUGCGCUCCUGGCGAUCGGAGGCGCCAACCACAAAGUGUGGCUCGCGAGCAACCUCUUGUCCGGAUAUCUUGGGAAUUCGCCGGCCGCGCUGUACGGGCUCCUGAACGCCGUGUGGUCGAGCUGUCUCUGGGCUCGCGCCGAUCACCACGGUCUCGCCGGCGCGAAGGAGCUCGACCGCGAAAUUGUCCGGGGCCAUCUACAGCCGCGGCUGCGCUCGAUUAAACUGCACGCCUGCACCAACGGAAUCUCCGGGCUGGUUGCGGGAGUUGCGUCGAUGAUCACUGCCACGCACUGGUGGGGGUAUGUGCUGUUGCUGCCAUGUAUUAUAGGCUCGAUAUGGUGUAAUUACUACUGGAGGCAUGCCGUCGGAUACGAGCGUCCGUGUUGUCGCCUGCAUCUGACCAGUCUAUCAAAGGACUCUCUGCUCCAGGCGCUUCAAACCUUUUCCUUUGCGCGGCAGGCCCUCGAAACCCCGCCGACGACGACUCGCGCGUCUCCGUCGUCUGAGACGGCCAUGCAGCCCCCCCUUGGCGAUCUCAUCGAGGAUCCAGGGUCACUGCAAUCGGUUCUCGACUUCAUCAUCGCAAAUGAUCUCUUCGAGCAUCUUUGUGUGGACCUGCUCCAGCGCGAACAACUGGCGGCCGAUCUUUUCAACGUAUCCGACACGGGAGCAGUGACGAUAACCUCUUCGCAGCUGCUGGAAGCUGACACCUAUACGUCUCAAAUCUUAGAGAUUGCCCGACAGUGUAUUCUGCGGGUCGGACGGAAGCACUUUUUAUAUAGAGAGCGGUUUUUGAUAGAACUUCUCGGGUGUUAUUUGGCCCGGGCCAACGCACCUCGAAGGUCUGCUGCUGUAUGAUAAAAAUGAACCUCAUCAUGAUGAUGAUGAUGAUGAUCCGGCUCCAGAAUAAAGUAGAGAUGAAAGUAUUAGACCUCUUGAGAACGAUAAGCAUACACCGUCC
Aspergillus ochraceoroseus IBT 24754 is the source of this 1763-nucleotide messenger RNA. RefSeq lists its product as uncharacterized. The transcript has a single exon. The coding region runs from base 269 to 1660 and encodes 463 amino acids. The record is from RefSeq and is a predicted model, not a curated record. NCBI's taxonomy places the organism in Eukaryota, Fungi, Ascomycota, Eurotiomycetes, Eurotiales, Aspergillaceae.